CGCGCGUAGGGGGCGUGGCCGGGCGCCGCACUGGGGGCUCCGUACGCCACGCUUCUGCGUGUGCCGGUGUCGCCCACUUGGACGGGUGGGUUCGUGGCAUGGCCGGAGCCCAAGUGCCAGCGAGGGCACGCCGACACCCUUAACCGUCCCAACGCACAGUCUCCGGAGCGGUGCUUGGACCCCCCCCUCCCCUGGCCUGCGACCCCGCGCGCACCUCUCCGGGCCGGCGUUCCCGAUUCUCGUUCUCCGCCGGGGAAAGGGGCACCUGGAGUUAUUUUCGGACGCUUCCCGCGGUCUCGGGAGGUCGCAGCCGCGCCCUGCCUCGCCUCAUGGCAGUCGAUUUUGUUCUCCACUUUCUAGGUGGCUCUUUGACUCUCGCUUUCGGAGACGCGUGCGCCGCCGCGCGUAGCCACAGGUGACUGCACCCCCAGCAUGCCAGCCCCCCCGCCACCCCCAGACCCUGAGUUCGUGCUUCGAGGCACCCAGUCUGCCGUGCACGCGCUGCAUUUCUGCACUGGAGCCCAGGGGCAGGGGCAGCCCCUCCUCCUCUCAGGGGCCCAGAGCGGGCUGGUGCACAUCUGGAGCCUGCAGACGCGGAGGGCGGUCGCCACCCUGGAUGGCCAUGGGGGCCAGUGUGUGACCUGGCUGCAGACGCUGCCGCCGGGCCACCAGCUUCUCAGUCAGGGCCGGGACCUGCGGCUGUGCGUGUGGGAGCUGGAGGAGGGCAGGAAUGCCGUGGUGGACUCUGUGCGCCUGGAGAGUGUGGGCUUCUGCAGAAGCACCAUCCUGGCCGGCAACCCACAGCGCUGGACCCUGGCCUUGCCAGGACAAGGCAGCAACGAGGUUCAGAUUCUGGAGAUGCCAUCCAAGACGUCGGUGUGCAUCCUGAAGCCGGAGGCAGAUGCCAAGCCAGGCAUGCCCAUGUGCCUGCAGCUGUGGCAGGCUGACUCCAGCCCCCGCCCACUCCUCCUGGCCGGUUACGAGGACGGAUCCGUGGCCCUGUGGGACAUUUCCCAGCGGAAGGUGUGCAGCCGCCUCACCUGCCAUCCCGAGCCCGUCAUGGGCCUCGACUUCGACUCCCAGCAGGCCAGGGGCGUGUCGGGCUCCGCGGAGAAGGCGCUGGCUGUCUGGAGCGUGGAUGAGCGGCAGGCACUGCAGAUGUGCAGAACACAGCAGAUCACCAACCCUGGCAUCGCGGAUGUCAAGAUCCGGCCAGACCGUAAGAUCCUGGCCACUGCGGGCUGGGACCAUCGCAUCCGGGUCUUUCGUUGGAGCACAAUGAAGCCCCUGGCCGUGCUGAACUUCCACAGUGCGACUGUCCACUGCGUGGCCUUCGCAGACAACGGCUUGCUGGCCGCGGGCUCUGGGGACCAGCGCAUCAGUGUCUGGUCACUCUACUCACGCAUGUGACUCACCAGCCCCUGCAGACAUGGAGGACAGGGUGCUGGGCAGACACCUCAGGACACCUGAUGUGCCCGAGUCACGUCACUGGACCUCUCACCCUCUGAGGGGUGUUUGCUUUUGUGGAAAUGACACAGCUGCAGGACAGUGACAGUUUAUUAAGGGCAGCUGGGCCCGACGCAUGGCCACCUGCAACCCCAGUCAGGGGCCGAGCUGGAGUUUCUGGACAAUAAAUUUUUACUUGCA
Sorex araneus (European shrew) is the source of this 1647-nucleotide messenger RNA. RefSeq names its product G protein subunit beta 1 like (gene GNB1L). The record is from RefSeq and is a predicted model, not a curated record. The transcript is spliced from 7 exons. NCBI's taxonomy places the organism in Eukaryota, Metazoa, Chordata, Mammalia, Eulipotyphla, Soricidae. Bases 433 to 1410 code for a protein of 325 amino acids. Gene Ontology annotation, molecular function: protein binding.